Molecule: messenger RNA, 596 nt
Organism: Epinephelus lanceolatus (giant grouper)
Lineage: Eukaryota; Metazoa; Chordata; Actinopteri; Perciformes; Serranidae
Source: RefSeq, a predicted model, not a curated record
GUUCAUUGCCGUGUCCAUCCCUCUGAACUACAACCGUAAACAUGUGGACCACCGUCAGCUCAUCCUGCUGUCGGCCACCUGGCUGCUGGCCCUGGCCGUGGCCUCGCCGGUCAUCUUUGGCAUCAACAACGUGCCUGACCGCGACCCCAGCGAGUGCAAACUGGAGGACAACAACUACGUGGUUUACUCUUCAGUCUGCUCCUUCUUCAUCCCCUGCCCUAUCAUGGUCCUGCUCUACUUCGGGGUUUUCCGUGGCCUGCGGCACUGGGAGGAGGCCCGUAAGGUCAAACUGCGCAGCAGCAUCGAGGCCUGCAGGAAGCUGCAGCACGCCGCUGUCGCCACCGCCCUCCCCCCGCUGACGGGCACCAUCCCCGGGCCUCUGCCCAUGCCUCUGCCCAGGAUCAUCGAGAGGGACUUGGCCCAGUCUCGGCUAGACGAUACGGGCGACUACAUACAGCAGGAGAUUCCUUAUCCUCGGCAGUACAGAGAGAACUCUGUGCCCACGGUAACGUUCAGUCAGCAGCAGCACAGGAAGAAGAGAGCCAAGAUCAACAGCAGGGAGAGGAAAGCUAUGAAGGUGCUACCUGUCGUAGUAG